AUGGGGAACACCGACAGUCACAUCGUCUCCGCCGCCGCCUCCUCCUCCAGGUGCUCCUCCUCCAGGAAGGAGGAGGCGCCGUCAGCUCGCAGCUGGUGGAGGAGCAGCCCGGGCAGGAGCUGUGGGAGGAGCGGUCAGAACCAGAACUCCUCCUGGCGCUACGAGCAUGGACCCAGAGGAGGCGGAGAGGGAGUCGGUGGCGAGCGGGCGCCCCUGGAGAGCGGCGGCAGCCCCAAAGUGCUGCUCAGCAAAGAUGGCAGCAUGAGGGUGGAGUUCAGCAGCAGCAGGGUCGAGCCCAUGGAGCAGCCGGGGUCCACCGGCCCCCCCGCCAGCUCCACCGCAGCCGCCUCCUCAGCUGCCGAACCCGUCCUCCGCACCAGCCAGGGCAGCUCGCUCAGCUCCGACGGCUCCUGGUACGACUCGCCAUGGGGGGGCAGCGCUGAGCUGCUGGACAACGUAGAGGACGUCUCACCUGGAUUUAGCUCCGCCCUCCUCUUCCGCGCCGCAGGCUACAACACCUGCUCCUCCCGCCGGACGGAGGACAGCGGCGUCGGCGACUCCUUGAUCCUGCAGCCGGACCCGAGAGGCUUCAGCCUGGUGUCGUCCCCGGCGGCGUCCCUGGACAGCGUCUACAGCAGCCCCCCCACGCUGCCCGCCUUCCCCACGCCGCCAGCCCCCCCACGGGCCGCCUCCUCCGCCACGCUGCUGGAGGACGUCAUUCAGGAGGAGGCGGGUGCAGGUGGGGGGGCAGAGCAGCGGUUCUCCUCCCUGACGCUGCCUUGCCGCAGGGCCGGGUCCAUCAGCUCCGCCCCCCCCACCGGGAACAAUCGCAAAGAUUUCCUGAAGAGCAGAAUCCGACAACUGAGCGACUGGACAGGAAGUCUGAGCAGGAAGAAGAGACGCAUCCAGGAUCCCAGUGAGCCGGUCGGUCGCAGCGCGGCGUCGACCUCUGACCUCCUCCACCCUCCCUGUGGCUCCAGAGGCCUGAACCACAUCAGUGACGCCCAGCGACAGAACAUCUACGAGAACUUCAUGCAGGAGCUGGAGACCAGCUGCAGCGGUGCAGCCGACCAGGCGGAGCUGUCGGAGGAAGAAGAGGAGCAGGAGGACGAGCAGGAGGACGAGGACAUGGAUGGAGGGGUGGAGCUGGGAGGCAUGGAGCAGCUGGACGUCUUGUUCGAGAAGGAGCAGGGCGUGGUGCGAAGGGCCGGAUGGCUUUUCUUCAAACCUCUCAUUACUGUCAACAAGGACGGGAAGAUGGAGCUGGUCGCACGCCGCAGGUGGAGGCAUUACUGGGUCACCCUGAAAGGUUGCACUCUGCUGCUUCACGAGACGUACGGGAGGAGCAGCGGCACCGAGCGCGACCUUUCACCUCGUUACGCCCUGCUGGCCGACGACAGCAUCGUCCAGGCCGUCCCCGAACAUCCCAAGAGGGAACACGUCUUCUGUCUCAGCAACUCGUUCGGAGACGUCUACCUGUUCCAGGCGACCAACCAGACGGAGCUGGAGAACUGGGCGACCUCCAUCCACUCUGCCGGCGCCGCCCUGCUGGCGAGGCGUCAGGGGAAGGAGGACACGCUGCGCCUCCUGCGGUGCCGGAGCCGCUCGCUGCUGCACAAGAUCGACAUGGACGGAAAGAUGAAGAAGAUGGCGGAGCUGCAGCUCUCCGUCAUCAAGGAGCAGAAGAACAGGAAGGCCGUGGAGAGCCAGAUCAAGCAGUGGGAGCAGAACCUGGAGAAACUGAACCUGGAUCUGUUCCGGCUCAAGUGCUACCUCUCCAGUCUGCAGGGCGACGAGCUCCCGAACCCAAAGAGCCUCCUCGCCAUCGCCAGCCGCGCCUCCAAGAGCCUGCUGGGGCGCCUGGGGGUCUUCUCCGUGUCCUCCUUCCACGCACUGGUGUGCAGCAGAGACGAGGGGACGCUACGACGGCGUGGUCGGUCUCUGUCGGGGGGGAACCACCGGUGGGGGGGGCUGCCGUCCUCUCUGAAGGCUCUGGACGGGCUGGACAGAAGCAGAAGUCUCUCUACGUCCCAGAGACUGGACUGUGAGGACAAACAUGGGGAGGUGCUGCCCUCUGCAGGACGUCCUGCAGCUGUACAGAUGUGUGAUGAAGGUUCCGUCCUCGGCAGCUUCUCGCUGCACAUCUGUCGAGACGACGCUGGACGAGACUUUGGCUUCGUGGUCACGGGACACUUGGACGGCGCCGGGAGGAGUCACGUGCACGUCAGCGAGGUGGAUCCGCUGGGACCCUCCGCCAGAGAAGGCCUCAGGGCCGGAGACGAGGUGCUGGCGGUGAACGGGGCGUCUGUGUCCGGACUCGACUUGGACCUGAUGCCGAGUCUCUUCAGCCACCAGAAGCUCCAGCUGCUGCUGAGGAGGGACGAGUCGCCUGAGGAGGAACCCGGGGAACCUGCAGGCCCCUGGGAGCCCGCGGCCCCUGACCUCCCCCCCUCUCCCGGGUUCGAUGACGCUGACCCGACAGGACAAAACAUGGAGCGGGUUUAUUCUCUGUACCAGAUCUUCCCAGAAGGCCGAGCUGCAGACGCUGAUGUUCCCCAGAACCCGUACAGCAGAGAGGUCACCCUGCAGCCGGCAAGCCCCGCCCACCUGAGCGUGUGCCAGCAUCUGCGUAAAGUCAUCCAGGAGCUGGUCGACACGGAGAAGUCCUACGUCAAGGAUCUGGUGUGUCUGCUGGACGUCUACCUGACGCCGCUGCAGACGGAGACGUUCCUCAGCAAAGCAGAGAUGGAGGCGCUGUUCGGCAGCCUGCCGCAGAUGCUGGACUUUCAGAGAGUUUUCCUUCAGACUCUGGAGGAGAAGAUCUCCUCGUGUCCCAACAUGAGUCGCCUGGAGACACCUGAACAGUUCAAGAAACUCCUCUUCUCGUUGGGAGGAUCUUUUCUUUAUUACGCCGACCACUUCAAACUCUACAGCGGCUUCUGUGCCAAUCACAUCAAAGUGCAGAAGGUCCUGGAGCGAGCGAAGACAGACAGAGCCUUCAAACACUUCUUGGAGACGAGGAAUCCGACCAAUCAGCACUCUUCCUGUCUGGAGUCGUACCUGAUCAAACCGGUUCAAAGGGUUCUGAAGUAUCCACUGCUGCUCCGGGAGCUGGUGACCCUGACCCCCCCCGAGAGCCCCGAGCACACACACCUGACAGAGGCCCUGAGGGCGAUGGAGAAGGUGGCGAGUCACAUUAACGAGAUGCAGAAGAUCUACGAGGACUACGGCUGCGUGUUCGAUCAGCUGACUGCGGAACAGGGCGGAGCCGACACACAGGUCACGGACGUGUCGAUGGGAGAGUUCCUGAUCCACUCAGCUGUCGCCUGGUUGAAUCCUCUUCCCUGUGUGGGUCGAGUGAGGAGAGACCCACAACUCACACUGUUCGUGUUCAGACGAGCCGUCAUCCUGGUUUAUCGAGACAACAACAAACUCAAGAAGAGGACGAUGAGCUCCCGCUCGGCUGAUCACGACCCCUUCAGGUUCCGCUGGUUAAUCCCGGUGUCAGCGGUUCAGGUCAGACCAGCCAACACCACAGGCUCAGAGAACCCGUGUGUGUGGGAGCUGGUUCACAGCAGGUCGGAGGUGGAGGGUCGGCCGGAGACGGUGUUCCAGCUCUGCAGCAGUGGUCUGGAGACGAAGGCGAGCGUCCUGCGAGCUCUGUCCUCCGUCCUGAGGGAGCGGGCGCCGGCCGGCUCGCUGAGGAGGUGCAGGCCGGCCACGCCCCAGAGGAGCAGCUCCUGGAGGAGGAGGCAGCAGAGGAGUCGUGCCGCCGCCCAGAGGACGACUCCUCUCCGGGCGCCGGAGGAGAGCAGGUGCAUCCUGGGAGACACCUGCUCGGAGCCGCCGCUGCCCAGCCACGCCGCGGCCGACCCGGCGGGGAAGAGGACCCGACUGUUCUCGCUGACCGGCGAGCUGGAGGCUCAGCUGCAGAGGCUCAACGUCACGGAGGAGGCGGAGCGUCGAGCCACGACUUCCUGUGGCGACCGGAGGACCGCCGAGAAGAGGCGGAGCUCCAGUCUGCAGCCACGCCCCGGAGGAGAGGCGUUGGACCUGCUGGACAGAGACUUCAGUGUUCACAGCAUGACGUCCAUGAUCAACGAGGACUGCUUCUACGCCCUUCAGACGCCUGCUGCUCCCUCACCACAGGGGGGGCAACCUCCACUGAGUCACGUGCUCCCACUCAACCAAUCACACUGAAGCUCUCACACAGAGCAUCUGAUUGGCCGGGAGACUCACACCUCGAUCUGGAAAAACACACCUCCAACUUCGCAAAACGCAAAACUGAAGUUUCCACUUUAAAGUGAAAAUCAAACUAAGAUAAUAAGAAAAGUUCUAAUGUUACAGGAGAGCUCAUAUCGGCAAAACAUCGUGAAACCGGUAAAUGGAUCCGGUUCUUGUUGGGUUCAGACAUUCUGAGGUUUCACUUCAGCGUGAAUCUGGAGUGAAAUGUUCCUCGGACCACGAUCCAGGUACAGUCCGACCAGAAGAGGAGUUCUGGUUCUGGAUCAAAGAAGAACUCAACAUCCUUUCAGAAAUCAAACCUUUUCCAGAUCGACUGAACAGAAUCAUUAUUUUACUUUUUCAAGUUGACGAGAUUGAACAAUGGAGGAAUAUUUACAUUUUUAUCAGGGGUCAGUUUUUAAAAAUCUCUCUGUGUAGAUUUAACUGAUUUUAAACUGUUUUCUCCGAAUGACGGAUCCAAAACAUUUGUGAAGGAUUCGUGUUCAGGACGAAUUUUGAACUGAACCCGUCUUUAUUUUUCUGUUUUUCUAUUUUUUCUCUCUGUACAGUUUAUUUUUUCUGUUGUAGUUUGAAUCUGAAUCUCUGGAGCUGCUGGAUCGGAGUCUUUGUAAAUCUGAAUUAUUGUAUUUAUAUAUUUUGUGUUUCAGUUUUGUGGCUGCGGAUCCAG
This is a messenger RNA of Limanda limanda (common dab), 4912 nucleotides long. RefSeq names its product rho guanine nucleotide exchange factor TIAM2 (gene tiam2b). The record is from RefSeq and is a predicted model, not a curated record. The transcript has 24 exons. Gene Ontology annotation, molecular function: guanyl-nucleotide exchange factor activity; protein binding. Gene Ontology annotation, cellular component: synapse; membrane. Bases 1 to 4200 code for a protein of 1399 amino acids. NCBI's taxonomy places the organism in Eukaryota, Metazoa, Chordata, Actinopteri, Pleuronectiformes, Pleuronectidae. Gene Ontology annotation, biological process: small GTPase-mediated signal transduction; positive regulation of axonogenesis; activation of GTPase activity.